GCCAAAACUCCGAGAACAAUUGACAGAUAUUCAGGGCCAAAUCAAUCCGAUAAAACUACCACAUAUUCUUCCCACUUGUGACGAGUCAACAAAGGAAUCUAAUUGUCCUCCUCCUUCUACGACCGUCGCUCAUCGGAAUAUAUUAAACCCCUUUUUCGCCGAUGGACGAUUACUUGAAUUUGUUUGUAGAAGAGACGUCGCUUUACAAUAGGAUUGUUUUGGGUACAUUCUUGCCGGAAUCAUGGUGGGGACCACUUCCUCAUUGGUUUCAAGGAUGGCUCCGCAACUACAUUGGUGGGGUGUUGCUUUACUUUGUUUCUGGUUUUCUUUGGUGCUUCUACAUCUAUUACUUAAAGCGCAAUGUUUAUCUACCUAAAGAUGCCAUCCCUUCAAAUAGAGCUAUGCUCUUGCAAAUAGGAGUAGCAAUGAAAGCUAUGCCAUGGUACUGUGCCCUUCCAUCACUUUCUGAGUAUAUGAUCGAAAGUGGGUGGACAAAAUGUUAUUCAAGAAUAAGCGAUGUCGGAUGGCUGUCCUACCUUAUUUAUGUUGCAGUUUAUCUGGUAAUAGUAGAAUUUGGUAUCUACUGGAUGCAUCGAGAGUUGCAUGACAUAAAACCUCUGUACAAAUAUCUCCAUGCUACACAUCAUAUAUACAACAAGCAAAAUACACUCUCCCCAUUUGCUGGGUUGGCGUUCCACCCUUUGGAUGGAAUACUACAGGCAGUGCCCCAUGUAGUAGCUCUUUUUCUGUUGCCUGUGCAUUUUACUACACACAUAGCACUCUUAUUCAUAGAAGCCAUAUGGACUGCAAAUAUCCAUGACUGCAUACAUGCAAAGGUUUGGCCUGUAAUGGGUGCUGGUUACCAUACCAUCCACCAUACUACGUACCGCCAUAAUUAUGGUCACUACACAAUAUGGAUGGACUGGAUGUUUGGAACUCUUCGUGAUCCUGUUGAAGAUGAAGUCAAGAAAAUGUAACAUUCAUUUGUGUUAUUCAUCAUCUUGGUUAUCAACUUGCCAAGUGGUUGGUGCUUCAUUUAGAGUUUGUCAUGUGUGCAUUUCAAUGAUGUAAAUUUUACUAGUGUUUUUUUCAAUGUUUCUACAAAAAAUAAUUAUCCAUGAAAAAAAAUGUGUGGCGGUUGCAUGAGUACUGAUAACUCCAUUGAUGGAGUUUUGUUAGACGACUAUAUGAAUUAAGAAGAGCUAGUCGAGAAGGAAGAAGAAGAGAUGCAGAAGAAAGGAAACAACAGAGAAGAAGAGAAGAAGCAGAAGGAAAUGAGAUGAGAGUUUACAUUGUUCACAAUGUCACAUUGUGCAAUUACAAUCCUGCUUACAUGUGGUGUGAGUAAGGUGCAUUUAUAGAGAGUUACUAGUUAGUUGUAAGUC
This is a messenger RNA of Solanum dulcamara, 1385 nucleotides long. Its product is annotated as delta(7)-sterol-C5(6)-desaturase-like. Gene Ontology annotation, molecular function: oxidoreductase activity; iron ion binding. The coding region runs from base 162 to 977 and encodes 271 amino acids. The transcript is spliced from 3 exons. Lineage: Eukaryota; Viridiplantae; Streptophyta; Magnoliopsida; Solanales; Solanaceae. Gene Ontology annotation, biological process: lipid biosynthetic process. The record is from RefSeq and is a predicted model, not a curated record.